Catharus ustulatus (Swainson's thrush) is the source of this 663-nucleotide messenger RNA. It is a transcript of the gene CCDC97, whose product is annotated as coiled-coil domain containing 97. The transcript is spliced from 4 exons. Lineage: Eukaryota; Metazoa; Chordata; Aves; Passeriformes; Turdidae. The coding region runs from base 1 to 636 and encodes 211 amino acids. The record is from RefSeq and is a predicted model, not a curated record.
AUGUGCGAGACCCCCCCCAAAAGCCCCUCCCCGCCCCUCCCCCACCCCGGGGACCCCCCGGAAUUCCCCCCAAAGGCCCCAAAUUCGGGGGAUUCGCCCCAAAGGCGGCCCCGGGGCCGCGCCCCCGCGCGCACGCGCCUGCGGAACCGGCGCUUCGCGGCCCUGCAGGAGCUGCUCCGCGAGGGGGAAUAUUUCAGCGAGGAGCGGAUGCGGCUGCGGGCGCCGGCGCUGUUCCAGCACUACAUCGGGCGCUUCCGGGCACCCCAAAAACCCCAAAACGGCCCCAAAAUCCCCCAAAACGGCCCCAAAAAACCCCAGAACCUGCAGGAGCUGCUGCUGAGGGCGCUGGAGGAGAGCGAGGCUGAGGCAGAGCAGCAGGAGGAAGAGGAGGAGGAAGAAGAGGAUGAGGAUGAUGAGGAUGAGGAGCGGAUCCCGGACGCGGCCGAGCAGGAAUUGCUGCGCCUGGAAUUCACCUCCAGGAUGAUCCAGAGCUUCCUGGAGGGGCAGGACGGGGACUUCGACUACAGCCAGGUGGACGAGAACCCGGAGCUGGACGACCUGGAGCUGCUGUCGCGGGAUCUGGAGGAUCGAUAUUUCGACGAGGAGGAGCCCAGCCAGGCCCCCCUGCUGCAGUAGGGACAGCCCAAAAUUCCCAAAAAUUCC